GCCGCCUCCUCCGAGCGGCGGCAGCAGCGGCAGCAGCAGCGCGGCAUGGCCGCUCCCCGCCGCCUCCUCCUCCUCCUUCUCCUCCUCCUCCUGAGCGCCGCCGCCCCCCUCGGCGCUAAGGUAAGCGCGGCCCUCGGGGCUGACCCUGCCCGGAACGGCGGCUCCGCGCCCGCCCCGCUGACAAAGGGCCGCGGUGACCCGGGGAGGCCGCCCGCCUGCAGCCAGCCCCGCCGUCGGGGGGGGGGAACGGCCGUUUAGGGCCGAAAUGCGACUUUCCUCUCCUCCCACGGCCACAGGCGUAGGGUUAGGAGCCCGUUCCGGCCCUGCCCGCACGGCUUUUAGCACCGGGAACCCCCGGCUGGCAGGAGGGGUCUGAGCGAUGGGCUGCUGCCCGCACAAAGCCGCGGCUGCGGUGCGCUCACACCAUCAAUUACCUGCUUUGCUGCUGGGAGGACGGAGGGGGGGGGAACGGCUUUUUGCUGCAGGAAGGGAGGCUGAGGUGAGACGGCAGGAGGAAAUUCUUUGCUGAGAGCGGUGAUGCCCUGGCACUGCUGCGCAGAGCUGUGCCGCCCCAUCCCUGAGGUGCCCCGGGCCACGGAUGGGCUGUGGGCAGCCUGAGCUGGGAGCAGCCAGGGGGUGCGCCCACCUGGGGGGUGGGUGAUCUGUGGGGUCCCUCCCCCCCUCUGUGGUUCUGUGCACCCCAGCUUUGAGCAGCGCUGCCACCCGAGCUGCGGUUGCCUUUGGGUUGAAGCCCCGCUGUGCUGCUUGCACCUCGUUUCCAGCCUCACGCACACUCUGCCUGCUCUGCGUGCCCCAUAAGCGGGGCUUCCCAGGGUCAGGCUGCCAGAUGUGCACUCCUUCACCCCGCACGGAGCAGGCUGUGAAGGCAGCGGUCAUUAAGGGAUUAACCUGCUGUUGCUUUUGCUCUCUGCUUUUCUGCGGCACGCAUGCAGAGAAUGCCGUGGAGAGCCUCAGCCCCCAGAUAAGCAAAUUCCUCCCUGCUCCAAGCUCUCUGGCCUCGGUGCCUCUGCAAAAGCGGAUGGUGGGGAUCCCUCAUGCACACCCCAUCUUCCUUUCCUCUUUCCCUUCGCAGCAGUCCACCAGAGAUCUGUUUUCUGGGGGGAGAGGAGGGGACGCAAUUGCAAACUAACAGGGAUUUGUUCUGUCUCUCCCUGGAAAGCCCUUCUAACCCCCGACACACACACAGGCUGUAAUGAGCCCCAGCAUUCAGUGCGCAGUGUGGGACACUGAGCCAAUGACACACUAAUUGCCGUUAUUCCCAGCUUUCUGGGAAACCCAUCGUAGCUUAGAGCUGAGCCGACACGCAGCAGAGAAUCAUUAGAGGGUUCAUUUUCUCCCUUUCUGUCCUUCAGAAAGACCGCCUGGAAAACUGAUAGGAUGUCAGCCCGGGCCCUCCCUCCUUCUGCAGGGCUGAAGCAGUUGUUUGUGGCAGCCUUUGUCUGGCUCUGGUGGGGGGUAGAGGGGAAACAGCUGCUGAGCCUUUGGGUAGGCAGGAAAAGCUUUCAGCGGUGCUGGCUUAGAGACAGCGAUAUUGGACGCCCCUGGAAGAGCUCCCUGGCAUCGCUGAAGGCUCUGCUCACCCCCGAGCAUGGGGACGGGAGGGCAGCCCUCACCAGAGCACAUGCACAGCCUCCCGUGUAGGUGUUGAGGCACAGGAACCCCGUGGUUAGCCUCAGAGAGGAAGAGCUGCAGCUGUACAGCCUGCGUGCCAAGCCACAAGUGCCUCCAGGGGAAUUCUUGAGGAGAGCACCUGGCUGAGCUGCACAGUGGCCUGUCUUUUCUGCUGAUGUGAUUCCUAGCCCUUAACAGUUUCUCAUCAGCUGAGGAGCUGUACCGGAUCCUCCUCCCAUGUCCAAGCCCAGGCAGAGCCAGCCUUACAGACCCUGGACCUACACCCACCUCCUGCCCUACAGUUUCUAGUCCGCUCCAUGCGUGGUUCUGCAGCGUGGCACAGGUUUGAGCACUUCAGCAUCUCCCACAGCCAGGAGAGUGCAGAGGUGUUGCCUUAAAGCCCCUUGGCUUCUCAUUCUCCAAGGAACGGGGGGGAUCUGCUUGGCCAGAAGCGACCCUUGAGGUCUGCCGAGGGGCUUGGGAAACCAAAGCUGGGAGCUUAUCUAAUCUGGAGUCCAUCCCACAGGCCUUACUUUAUUACCUGGCCAUUUGGAAACUGCAAGUAUUGCUAAUUACGAACAAGAGCCGUUUGCCUGUCGUGGGUAGAGCAGAUUUAUUUCUGACAGCACAGCAAACUCAGCCCGGAUUGGAACCGGCUGCCCCAGCUGCACAUACCUGAGUCUCACCUCCACGUCUCCGGGCUGAGGACUCAGCUGCUGUCACACCGUGAGCCUGGCUGUGAAAGGCUGCAGCUCAGCACUGUCCUCGCUUACACAGAUAAAUAAGUGCUGCUGGGCAAGGGCUGGCAAGAGUGCUUGGUCAUGGAAAACCUGAGAGCCGAAUCAAUCUAUUUAAUGCGGGAUUGAUUCCUCCAGCGCGGGGAGGAAGCGGGAACAGGGGCUUAACGGAGGCGGAGGAACACAUUUCAUUUGAGAACCGCUGUCGCUGCUGGAGCUGCAGCAGAGCCCACAGGGAUGGAGUGGGGUAGAGGCUGGGGAAGGGCUGGGUAAAUAACGCCAGCCCACACGCCUCCCCCUGGGCAGUCUGUGCACCCCACGCUGCUCCGUGGUUGCUCGGUCACGUGGGAAGGGGCCAGCUGUGAUUGAUGCCCCAGCUCCGGAGAGCCUGCUUUGCACUGAGCUCUUUGCACAGACAGAUAAAUCAUUGUCCUCUCCUUGCCAGCAGCUGCGAAGGGCGCUUCCUCCGCAGGCCUGGAGAUGCUUAUCGCGGGGGUCAGGGGGAGAUCUGGACUGAAAAUACAGCCUUUCCUUUCUGUCUUUGUAACCGGGGGAGCUGCACAGCCAGCAUUUCCACCUGCAGUCUGAUCGCGUGCAGCCAGACAGAAAUCGCCGUAGGACGCAGGUUGAAAUGAGCAUCUGGCAGCGGAGGGAAAGGUCUUGCUAACAAUCUGCUUGUUUCUUUCGCGCUUCAUUUUCCUCUGGAGCAGCUGAGCUGCUCGCCGCAGCGCUCUCUCUCUGUCAGAGAAGUCACAUCCAGCCAGCACACCCACGUUGCAAGGAGUUUGGUCGCGCUGCUUUCGCCAUCAGCUGUUGUAACCACAGAAGAGUAAAGCAUCAGGUGGCGCGCUGCUUGCUUUGCAGCAGAGCAGGUUACCUUCAACACAGUCCGGCUGCGGUACGGUCACCCUGUGCUGAGUUCUAACCCCAAAUCAGCAGCAUCUCCUCAGCCCAGAGGAUGCUGUCGGCAGAUGCUAUAGAAACAAAUGCUCAGGCAGGAAUUACACUGCGAGAUGAAGAACGCUUUGGCUUUAUCACACCCUAAAAGAGCGUCGAGCCAAGAGGCAGUCAACCAAAAUAGUGAACCGAGCUCAGCAGACUGCUGAGCUUUCUUUCACAUCCAUCAAUUACGUUUUGCAGAGCAGUUCUUCCCACCAGGGCUAUCAGCACUGCCACGAUCAGCAGGUUUUGCUAAGAGUAGCGCUGCUGCGGCCUCUCCGUGCCCUCAGCGUAACAUAGAGAUGCUACACAGACAAUACACACCAAUUAUUUGUUCUCUGCUGCUGCUACUGAUACCCCGUCAGCGUUUUCAGCUGGCUAAAUCAAUUCUAGCCACUGCCCCAUGGUGAGCUCGUUGCUGCAUUUAAGUCUCUGCUCGCAGCUGUGUUGCAGUUAACAGCUGAUUUGCUCCUGCUCACAGUUUGCAGAAGUCCCUGGAGCCUUCAGGGCAUCACACAGCAGGAAAAGCUUUGCAAGAAAAGAUGUUGCUGUAACACAUGCUCACUUACCUGCUGGGAAUCUCAGAGGUGCAGCCAACAGCAGCCCGCUGCCGUGACCACAUAGUGCUGGGAGAGCUCAGGUUUGCCAAAUUUAAAGGGUUGGCCCCAGCAAAGCAUGCUGGGGGAGGGAGAAAGUCCUCUGCUGAGCACGGAGAGGCCAGCAAAGCUGUGCUGAGACAGGCUGCCUGUGCCUGUGCCUGUGCGAGGCUCUGGUUCUGAAGCACUCUUGAAAAUGACUUUUGUGACAGUCGCAGGGUGAGGAACUUGGACCUGAGCCGACUUAUGCACAAAGAGGAGUUUCUUCCCUGUGAUACAGCCCUGCCAAAGGACAGAUGCAUCCCUCCCCCCACCCCCCUUCCCCGCAGCCGGGCGCUGCAGCCUUCCUGCUGCUCCGUGCUGGCUGGCAGCUGGGGCUCUGGGCUGCUGGUGUGUCUGAGCUGGGCUGGCACUGAGCUCGCAGCUCGAGCUGCAGCCAGACUGAGUGCCACGCAUGUCGUGCCCAGCAGCCCUAUCUCCAUGCUGCGAGAUCCCCGAGGCAUCCAUCCAUCCAUCCAUCCAUCCAUCCAUCCAUCCAUCCUCUGGAGAUAGGCCGCCGGGUUCCCCAGCUAACCGUCCUCUGUUUCUGUCAGGACAGUAGUGAGGCAGCAGGUGGAGAUGGCCCCUGGGAUGAAGAAGUUACCACGUGGUGGGGAGAGUGGAGCUCCUGGUCCACCUGCUCUCGAUCCUGCGGGGGAGGCGUGAUGUCCCGGGAGCGGCACUGCCUGCGGCAGCGGUGGGUCCCAGCGUGCACCCUCCGUGGUGCCCCAACCUCCAUUGGUCCCUGACAGCCCCAUUUGGCCCCUGCAGCUACUGCAGUCCUGCUCCAGAUGCCCCAGGGAACAAACAGCACCAUGUGUGUUGGCCAAGCCAAGCACUACCAACUGUGCCAGCAGCAGGGUGGACAGGGCAUUUUCAUCCUCCAAGGAUGCGGCGGGGCCAAGCAGCUGUCACAACCAGGGCUGCGACACAGGGAGCUUUUGAUCACAUUUAUUCCCUCCAUAGCCCUGCCCAGCCAACACAGCAAGCUUCAAACAACAGCAGUGCUCCAGUUUCAAUGCCAAAGCCUUUGGGAAGCGGUACUACCACUGGAUGCCCCUCUAUCCAGAUGACUACACCAGCAUCUCCAACAAGCCGUGUGACCUCCAGUGCACCACGCGGAAUGGAGAGAGGCAGCUGAUGGCCCGAGCCCAGGAUGGUACCUCCUGCAAGGACAGGACCUACCAAGGGGUCUGCAUCAAUGGGAAGUGCGAGCCAGUGGGGUGCGAUGGGAGCCUGUAUUCGGCCCGGACGAUGGACAGAUGCAGGGUGUGUGGAGGGGACGGCAGCACUUGUCACCGUGUCUCAGGCAGCUUCCGAAAGGCAGUCUCACAGAUAGGUUACGUGUUCAUCACCAGCAUCCCUGCCGGUGCCAUGGACAUCCUCAUCAUGGAACGCAGGAAGACAGAAAACAUCCUGGCACUCGCUGAUGAAUAUGGGCAUUUCUUCUUCAACGGCAACUCUGCCAUUGACAACCCCCAGAACUUCAGGGUAGCUGGCACCGUCUUCAAGUACAGGCGGCCCUCGAGUCUGAAUUCAGACGGCCUGGAGUAUAUCAUAGCUCACGGGCCCACCAACCAGUCUCUGAAUGCCAUGUACUAUAACUUCAAUGGGAAAAUGCCACAUAUAACUUACGACUACACUGUACCACGGGCACCACCACCUCUCCGAACUGCAGCCCCUGCUGUAGACAGACCUCGUUAUCAUCACCCAGUAGAGGCCGGCCAGAGCCAUCCUGUCCCAGCCAACUUCAGAGCUGCCAAGGACUCCAAUGCCACCUGGCUUUCCCUGUCGCCAGAUGACACCAACCAACGGCUUUCUCUAAAAGAUAGGCAUGAAGAUUUAGGCUUUAGCCAUCCACACUUCUUCCACACCAACUCCACCAGCCACCCUCGGGGCUGGGGCUGGGAGCAAGGUGAAGAAAAGGAGAAUGACUUCCACUUAAGACAAGUCUACCACGCAAACGAAGAAGAGGAGGAAGCAGCAGCAGUUGGUGGAGAAACAGAAUUGGCCCUCAAAUUCAACCAGAUUUCCAUCAGCACGGCUGUACCCUACAGUAUGAGGAGGUCUGAGCUGUUGGAGCACAGCCGCCUCGCAUCCUCCAGGCUUCGUCUCUACAGGAGGCUGUGCCACCGGGACCCUCACCACGCUGCCUUCUGCAGGGAGCUGCAGUACCUGGCUGCCAGGCUGGCCCAGAGGAACACCACGGCAGGACUAUGGGCUGAAACGGCUGCCCGGUGGCCACAGGGCCUCCACAAAGCGCCGUCUCGUAAGAACUCACUGGAGGACUUGAAGGUGGAGGUGUUUGCUGGGAGACAGGGGAAGGAGAGCAACUACAGCAUGGUGACAUCUGUGGAGAGCUCUCUGCUGGGUGCCAGCACAGCGGUGGACGUCAACCAGGCAGAGCCUCUGCGAGCCCCCGGCACUGAAAGCAACGAGUUUGAUGUGAGCCCCGUGGGCCACGAUGACAUCAGCUUGGCUGACAUGUAUCGGUGGAAGGUCUCAGCUUAUGCCCCCUGCAGCUCCACCUGCACUUCGGCAGGUAUCAGUGCCUCCUAUGCAAUGUGUGUACGGUACGACGGAGUGGAAGUGGACGAAGCAUACUGCGAUGCCCUGACCCGACCAGAACCUACACAUGAGUUUUGCACAGGCAGAGACUGCCAGCCUAGGUGGGAAACAAGCCGGUGGAGUGAGUGCUCCAGGACCUGUGGCGAGGGCUACCAGUACCGCACCGUGCGCUGCUGGAAGAUGCUGGCUCCAGGCUUCGACAGCUCUGUUUACGAUGACCUCUGCGAGUCGGCUGGGCUGGCCAGGCCCAUAGAGAGGAAAGCCUGCAAGAACAAGGCCUGCGGACCCCAGUGGGAGCUCUCGGAGUGGUCUGAGUGCUCGGCCCGAUGUGGCACCCAGGGGACGAUGAAGAGGGAGGUGCGCUGCUCGGUGGAGGCAGCCCUCUGCGAUGAGUCCCAGAAGCCCAGCAGUGAGAAGGACUGCACAGGACCGCCCUGCGACCGCCGCUGGACCGCCUCAGACUGGGGCCCGUGCUCAGGUUCGUGUGGUGAGGGACGCAUAAGCCGUUUCGUCGCCUGUCGCAACCUGGAGGGCAAGGUGAUCUCUGACACGCAGUGUGACCCAGCUGCCAAGCCCCUGGCCGUCCAUCCGUGUGGAGACAAGGACUGCCCUGCACACUGGGUGGAGCAGGAGUGGGACCAGUGUGAUGCCAGCUGUGGACGAGGGACGAAGACCCGGGUUGUCCUGUGUGCAGGGCUGGAGAACGGGGUGUACAGGGAGUACCCUGAGAAGCGCUGCGAGGCUGGGCAGAAGCCUGAGGAGCAAGCUGCCUGCUUCAUGAGGCCAUGCUCAACCUGGUUCACUACCUCCUGGUCUCAGUGCAGCAAGACAUGCGGUGCUGGUGUGCGGCUGCGCGAGGUGAAGUGCUACCAGGGGGAAGCGCUGGCCCAGGGCUGUGACCCCGCUUCCAAACCAGAGGGCAGGCAGACCUGUCAGCUCCAGCCGUGCCCCACGGAGGCCCCAGAAGAAGACUGUGAAGACAAAGCGACGGCCAACUGCGUGCUUGUGCUGAAGGUGAAGCUGUGCUCUCACUGGUACUACAGGAAGGCUUGCUGCCGGUCGUGUCGCCUCAAGUCACCGUGACUGCUGCCAGGCUGGAGUUCCCUUCCAAGUUCAGGGGCAUGAGCCCCCCUGAGCCAGACUUUACCACCCGAAGCCACCUCACUUGGCUUGGCCGCGGAGCCAGUCCCUGUAGACCAGCAAGAAAGGACUCCUAGGACUUAGUCAUCACCGUUCCCUCUCCACCAAGAGGACUUUACUGAAGACAAACCACCAGUUCCUAGAAAGCUACUGAGAAGUGAGUUGGGAGAGCCUGUCCCCGCUGUCAGUCGUCUCCGGAGAGCUCUGCUUGGAGGCGGUGGGGCACAGAGCCGGCCCGCAGCAGGGCACGGCCCGCAGCCACCCUGUCCUGCCCUGCAGAUUGUUCUGCUACGUGGGCAAUAUCCAAACGCAGCCAAAAAAAAACUCUUGUGUCACAAUAAAGAGCUAAACUGUCAAA
This is a messenger RNA of Gallus gallus (chicken), 8009 nucleotides long. RefSeq names its product ADAMTS like 2-like (gene ADAMTSL2L). Gene Ontology annotation, cellular component: extracellular matrix. Gene Ontology annotation, biological process: extracellular matrix organization. NCBI's taxonomy places the organism in Eukaryota, Metazoa, Chordata, Aves, Galliformes, Phasianidae. Gene Ontology annotation, molecular function: metalloendopeptidase activity. The transcript has 17 exons. The record is from RefSeq and is a predicted model, not a curated record. Bases 4997 to 7594 code for a protein of 865 amino acids.